This is a messenger RNA of Aquila chrysaetos chrysaetos, 623 nucleotides long. RefSeq names its product ribosomal protein L14 (gene RPL14). Gene Ontology annotation, biological process: translation; ribosomal large subunit biogenesis. Bases 22 to 603 code for a protein of 193 amino acids. The record is from RefSeq and is a predicted model, not a curated record. Gene Ontology annotation, molecular function: RNA binding; structural constituent of ribosome. The transcript is spliced from 6 exons. Lineage: Eukaryota; Metazoa; Chordata; Aves; Accipitriformes; Accipitridae. Gene Ontology annotation, cellular component: ribosome; cytosolic large ribosomal subunit.
CCGCCGGCCCCGCCUCCGCGCAUGCGCAGCCGCCGGCUCAGGGGCGGUUUCCGGCCGCCCCCGGGACGGGCCCUCCCUUUCUGCUCGGCGGCGGCCAUCAUGGUGUUCAAACGCUUCGUCGAGAUCGGCAGAGUUGCCUUCAUUUCCUUCGGGCCGCAUGCUGGCAAGCUGGUGGCCAUUGUGGAUGUUAUUGACCAAAAUAGGGCACUAGUUGAUGGCCCCUGCAGUGGUGUCAGAAGGCAGGCUAUGCCCUUCAAGUGCAUGCAGCUGACUGAUUUUGUACUCAAGUUCCCACACAGUGCUCGUCAGAAGUGUGUGCGACUUGCCUGGGAAAAGGAAAAUAUAAAUGAAAAAUGGGCAGCGACAAGAUGGGCAAAGAAGAUUGAAGCCCGAGAAAAGAAAGCCAAAAUGACUGACUUUGAUCGCUACAAGGUUAUGAAAGCAAAGAAAAUGAGAAACAGGAUUAUCAAGCACGAAAUGAAGAAGCUCCAGAAGAUGUCUUCUAAAAAAGGCAAGAAGCCAGAGAAGUCAGAGAAGGCGCCGAAGUCAGAAAAGGCACCGAAGUCCGAGAAGGUGCCGAAGGCACAGAAGGCGCAGAAAUAAAAUGAACUUCUAGUUAUGUA